Neohortaea acidophila is the source of this 745-nucleotide messenger RNA. Its product is annotated as SCP2 sterol-binding domain-containing protein. The coding region runs from base 232 to 621 and encodes 129 amino acids. The record is from RefSeq and is a predicted model, not a curated record. The transcript has 3 exons. NCBI's taxonomy places the organism in Eukaryota, Fungi, Ascomycota, Dothideomycetes, Mycosphaerellales, Teratosphaeriaceae. Gene Ontology annotation, cellular component: cytosol.
CGCCGCGGCUUGCCAACGUCACAUGCGCAAUGGCCGGUUCUCCACGGGCUCGUUUAUGAUGACAUCCGUGUGCUCGUGAUCCGAUCUCAUUAGUACCGUCACCCUCACCUCUCCCUUCAUCUCUCACCACUCGAAUUUGUAGACCUCCGUCCUCUCCAUCACCAUCCUCUGCACCCCAAACCCGCCAACCACACCCCAAUUUCCUCUCCACACUUCUCCACAACGACAACAAUGUCUCUCAAAGACGAUGCCUUCCCCUCCUCCGCCGCCUUCGACAUGAUCUCCAGCGCGCUCUCCUCCGACGAAGCGGAGCGCAAAGACGCCGUGCGCAAGGGCGGCGCCAUCUUCGCCUUCACGCUCAAGAACGACCAAAAGGCGGAGAGCAGCUGGUACAUUGAUUUGAAGGAGAGCGGGGAGGUGGGCAAGGGGCAGGCGCCGGAGGGGAAGAAGGCGAAUGUGGUCCUGACGCUCAAAGACGAGGACUUCGGCAAGUUGAUCUCGGGCAAGUCGAACGCGCAGAACUUGUUCUUGACGGGCAAGCUCAAGAUCCGAGGGGAUGUGAUGAAGGCGACGAAGAUGGAGCCCAUCCUCAAGAAGGCGCAGAACAAGGCCAAGCUAUGAGGCGGCUGGGAGGUAUGUCUUGGGUCACGAAUGGAAGAGUUGGCGUACAGUGGACUAGCGCACUUGAUUAGCACUCUCGAGAAUGCAACGUUAGGGUGGCAUCUAUUUAUGUUGUCAUGCGGUU